GUAAUGGAGUAAUGAUUGCAGGAUUUGAAGAAAAACAGCAGAUAGAAGGAUGUUCACAAGGAAUAUCUUACCUGUAAUUAUAAUCAUAAAUUAGAAUUAAUAAUAAAAAAAGCGAAAGAGGACAUACCUUUAUAUAUAUUUAUGAACAAUAGACCUAUGCUUACGCCAAUAGACCACUAAAGAAUGAUAAAUGUUAUUAUUUUUUUAUAAGGCGUAUACUUUAAGACUUACAGUAUAUAUAGUCUCAUUAUCUUAAAAAUAGGAUCAACGAUGGAAUGGUGCAUAAACCUUGACUGAUAGCCUUGUUAAGGGUACGUUAUCAUGCUAUAUAUUAAACAUUGAGUGUUGGAUAAUGGUCUAUCUAUAAUUUAUACCUAGCUUUCGUUUAAAAAGUGUUGAAGAAAAAGAAAAAAGAAAGAAGAAAAUUCAACUAUUUCAAUGGAAGCCUAUUUUGGUGGUUACAAAAACCAAUUGGUGUGUUAUCAGAUUAAGUUCUGGGGCGUGAUUUUUGAAGCCUUUUUUUAUAAUGACGACUACAUGCUGCAUUGGGGUGACACUGUAUCAAAGCCAUGCAAAAGAAACAACUUACGUUUUAAGGCUGAUUUACGUAUCGUCGUAAUGUCUAAGGAUGAAGAUGUUGUUGAUGGUAGAACCGCCGAAGUUGCAAAGAAGGCCUCACCAAAGAAGUUGUUUAUGGACAAGCUCAAAUCUGUACUUGGUACCAAGUGUCAUGUGAACAAUUUCCUCUCCUCGGUUCCCUUUAUUCCAGCAAAAGACAUUAAGAAUGUAGUGUUCCCUAUCGUACAGAUUAUGGGUUUCGAUGUCCAUAUCUACUCCCUCCAAUUGGUCAACAGGGGUUUAUACCUAUUGCAAGAUCUUGAUUCUUUCUCGUGUCCGACAAAUUACACGUCACUUAAGCACGGUUUAGCUAAAGUUAUCAACGGUCUAUCAUGCAUUGAAACAAUGUAUGGAACGUAUCAAAUGGAUCAUGAGGACGACAUGGCAAGGAUUCUCAGUGGUACUAGUAAGAACAAGAGAACUCCUAUCAGCUCUUGGACCACGGAUAUAAUUUGGAAUGACCAAGAAAAUGAAGAUUUCGAGGAUUCCGAAUCUGAUGAGAUUAACGAUGCAUGA
Molecule: messenger RNA, 1134 nt
Organism: Mucor mucedo
Lineage: Eukaryota; Fungi; Mucoromycota; Mucoromycetes; Mucorales; Mucoraceae
Exons: 4
Coding region: 439-1134 (231 amino acids)
Source: RefSeq, a predicted model, not a curated record